Messenger RNA from Corylus avellana, 1065 nucleotides. RefSeq names its product MADS-box transcription factor PHERES 1-like. Gene Ontology annotation, biological process: positive regulation of transcription by RNA polymerase II. The record is from RefSeq and is a predicted model, not a curated record. Lineage: Eukaryota; Viridiplantae; Streptophyta; Magnoliopsida; Fagales; Betulaceae. Gene Ontology annotation, molecular function: protein dimerization activity; RNA polymerase II cis-regulatory region sequence-specific DNA binding; DNA-binding transcription factor activity, RNA polymerase II-specific.
AUGACAAGGAAGAAGGUAAAACUUUCAUGGAUUGUGAAUGAUAGUGCAAGGAAAGCUAGUCUCAAAAAGAGGAGGAUAGGAUUGUUAAAAAAAGUCAGUGAACUGACCAUCUUAUGCGGUGUAAGUGCUUUUGCCAUCAUCUAUGGUCCGGGCGAUAAGGAGGCGGAGGUGUGGCCGUCCCACCAGGAGGUACAACAACUGCUGGCGAGGUUCCAAAGCGUGCCAGAAAUGGAGCAGUACAGGAAAAUGAUGAACCAAGAUAGUUAUCUCAAGGAGAGGGCAACCAAAUUCCGAGAACAACUAAGGAAGCAACAGAGGAAAAACAAAGAGAUGGAAAUGGGACAUCUCAUGCAACAAAUCCACCAGGGUAGGAAAUUGGAUGAACUUGAAAUGAGUGAAAUGACUGGUUUGGCUUGGUUUUUGGAGCAGAAGAUGAAAGAUGGUGGGAAAAGGGUGGAAUACUUUCCGCAAAAUGCUCUUGCCCCAAGUUCUUUUCCUCCCCUCGAGAGUGCAGCGCCUGCUGCAGAGGGAAAGACUCCCACAGAGGGUUACAUGUGGGAUCAGUGGUUCAUAGACAUGGUGAGCCAAAAUGAAAACGUUGCGGGUACCAGCAGCAGCAUCUGGAGUAAUAUGGGGCUACCACCACAUGCAUAUGUUGGUGAUCCUUUUGGGAACCAUGGAGGAGGCAGAGAUGGGAUUGAGAUGGGGCUGCCUCAUGGGAAUUACAAAGGAAGUGAGAUGGGAGGCUUGCCCUAUGGGAGUUUUGGGUUUAACAUUGGUGUGAGUGACAUAGGGCUGCAGCCUCAUGGGAGUUUUGGAGGCAUUGGUGUUGGAGGUGAUGUGGGGCUGGGGCUGCCUUAUCAUGGGAAUAUGAAUGUCAGUGAUGCUGCAAAUGAUAUGGGGCUCAGCAUGCCUCAUGUUAACAUUGGCAGCAGCAGUGGUGGAAGUGAGAUGGGGCUGCCUCAAGGCUUUUUUGGAGGAGGUAGCAUUGCUGGAACUGGAAGUGAUGCUGGCGAGCUGCCUUAUGAUGCCACUAAACCAUGGCCUAACUUUUUCUCUCCUUAG